CCUCACACUCACUCUGCACCUGGGGAGGGGGAACAAGGAGCACUGAGAGAGGGACAGCCUGUAGAUUAGGGGAAGAAGGAGAGGCCCUGGGAGUGAGCUACUUAUUGAGCCAGGACUUGCGUGAGUGAUCAGAGCAGCCUGGACCAGCCCCCUGUCUUAGUCUUCAUGCUGCACACAGUCCAUGGCCAGGGAUCCGACAGGGGCAGCUGGCAGCAUGGCACAGCCCGGGCUCCACACAGGGCUCUCCUCUAAACUUUACAGCCUCUUGCCUCCCCUGCUGCUCCUGCAGGUCUGGGGCUGGCUGCCGGCGGCCGGACAGUAUAACGGCGAGAAGGGCAUCUCCAUCCCGGACCAUGGCUACUGCCAGCCUAUCUCCAUCCCUCUGUGCACGGAUAUCGCCUACAACCAGACCAUCAUGCCCAAUCUCCUGGGGCACACCAACCAGGAGGACGCGGGGCUGGAGGUCCACCAGUUCUACCCCCUGGUGAAGGUGCACUGCUCCCCGGAGCUGAAGUUCUUCCUGUGCUCCAUGUAUGCCCCGGUGUGCACGGUUCUGGAGCAGGCUCUGCCCCCCUGCCGGUCUCUGUGUGACCGUGCCCGGCAAGGCUGCGAGGCUCUCAUGAACAAGUUUGGCUUCCAGUGGCCGGAGACCCUACGCUGCGAGAAGUUCCCGGUCAACGGGGCAGGAGAGCUGUGCGUGGGGCAGAACACCACCGAGAACAGCACCCCCACACCGGUCCUGACCGAGCUCUGGACCAGCCACCCCAACAUCAGGACCCCUUACCGGGACAAGUUCUCCUGCCCCCGGGCUCUCAAGGUCCCAGCCUAUGUCAACUACCACUUCCUGGGGGAGAAGGACUGUGGAGCCCCUUGUGAGGUAAACAAGGUCCACGGGGUCAUGUACUUUGCACAGGAAGAACUACGCUUCUCCCGCAUCUGGAUUGGGAUCUGGUCGGUUCUGUGCUGUGCCUCCACCCUCUUCACCGUGCUCACCUACCUGGUGGACAUGAAGCGCUUCAGCUACCCAGAGAGACCCAUCAUCUUCCUCUCUGGUUGUUACACCAUGGUGGCCAUAGCCUAUAUAGCUGGCUUCCUCCUAGAGGACAAGGUGGUGUGCAAUGACAGGUUUGCUGAGGAUGGCUACAAAACUGUGACCCAGGGCACUAAGAAAGAGGGAUGCACUUUCCUGUUCAUGAUGCUCUACUUCUUUAGCAUGGCCAGCUCCAUCUGGUGGGUCAUCUUGUCCCUCACGUGGUUCCUGGCAGCAGGCAUGAAGUGGGGGCAUGAGGCCAUAGAAGCCAACUCUCAGUACUUCCACUUGGCAGCAUGGGCAGUGCCAGCCAUCAAGACCAUCACCAUUUUGGCUGUGGGACAGGUGGACGGGGAUGUCCUCAGUGGGGUGUGCUUUGUUGGCAUCAAUAAUGUGGAUUCUCUGCGUGGAUUUGUCCUGGCCCCACUUUUUGUUUACCUGUUUAUAGGCACUUCUUUCCUCCUGGCUGGGUUUGUGUCCCUCUUCAGGAUUAGAACCAUCAUGAAACACGAUGGAACCAAAACUGAGAAGCUUGAGAAGCUCAUGGUGAGAAUAGGGAUCUUCAGUGUUCUAUACACAGUUCCAGCCACCAUUGUCAUCGCUUGCUAUUUCUAUGAACAAGCCUUUAGGGAACAAUGGGAGAAAAGCUGGGUUAGCCAAAGCUGCAAGACUUAUGCCAUACCAUGCCCAAGUACCCAUCACCCACCCAUGACUCCGGAUUUCACCGUCUUCAUGAUUAAAUAUCUCAUGACCUUGAUUGUGGGCAUAACUUCUGGAUUUUGGAUCUGGUCUGGUAAAACUCUUAAUUCCUGGAGAAAGUUCUACACGAGACUUACAAACAGUAAACAAGGAGAAACUACAGUGUGAUCUUAGCACAUGAUGUACACUGUAUGUUUUGGGCUCUUUUUGUAAAUAAGAAGUGUAACAUUUUGUAAGUAUAUUUUGUAUUUAAAUGACAACAGAUCAUACCUUUUUAUGGUAGGAAUGUUCUAACUAAUGUUGUGAUUUUAAGGUUUAUUUACCUUAAACUCCUUUUUUAUUAUUAUUAUUAUUAUUAUUAUUAUUAUUAUUAUUAUUAUUAUUCACAAUGCCAUCUGCUUGAGGAUAAAUGCUUUGGGGAAAAAUCUUUAGAAAUAAGAACUUUAUAGCACUUGUAACAGGCUUUAUCUUUAUGCUUUAAUAAAAUACCUCGCUAUUGCCUCACUUCUCUCCCUCCCACCAGCAUAGAAAAUCCAGACCAUUUUUCCCCAAACAAUACAGAGCAGGUUUUUUUUUUAUUCAAAAUUUGUAAAGAAGGAUUGUCUCCUGCAAUCAAUGCCUCCCCUCUGCAUUUAAAGCGUUAAUUUUCUAGAUAUUUUUUUUCUUCAUACACCCUUGCUA
Molecule: messenger RNA, 2410 nt
Organism: Pelobates fuscus (common spadefoot toad)
Lineage: Eukaryota; Metazoa; Chordata; Amphibia; Anura; Pelobatidae
Gene: FZD1
Product: frizzled class receptor 1
Exons: 1
Coding region: 182-1897 (571 amino acids)
Biological process (GO): canonical Wnt signaling pathway; non-canonical Wnt signaling pathway
Cellular component (GO): plasma membrane
Molecular function (GO): Wnt-protein binding; Wnt receptor activity
Source: RefSeq, a predicted model, not a curated record